AUGCAGCAGGACGAAGUGAUUUGGCAAGUUAUUGGCCAUGAAUUUUGCUCAUAUAGGAUAAAAGGUGAAGCCUUAAAUUUUUGCAGAAAUGAGUAUAACGUUACUGGACUUUGCAAUCGACAAUCGUGUCCAUUGGCAAACUCUCGUUAUGCUACAGUUCGAGAGGAUAACGGAAAACUGUAUCUUUAUAUGAAAACAAUUGAAAGAGCACAUUCGCCCGCGAAGUUAUGGCAACGGAUUAAGCUGUCCAAGAAUUAUACCAAGGCGUUGGAACAGAUUAACCAAAAUUUGCUUUACUGGCCUGGACGUCAAAUCCAUCGCUGCAAACAAAGACUUACUCGUCUUACACAGUACUUAAUGAAAGCCAGGAGGCUUGCUCUUAAACAUCAACCUACUUUAAUCCCUAUAAAGCCUAAGCAAAAACACCGUGAAACCACCAGAGAACGUAAGGCUCUCGUUGCUGCUAAAUUAGAAAGAAACAUUGAGCGAGAAUUGGUUGAGCGGCUUAAGAGUGGUGUCUACGGCGAUCAGCCACUUAAUGUGAACGAGGAAAUCUGGCACAAGGUUUUGUCCGCUCGCGAGGGUUUGGUUGAUGAAGCCAAGGAGCAAGAAGACCUCGAAGAUGCCGAAGUCGAAUAUGUUGAUGAAGACGAAGACGAGGAUGAGGAGGAGAUUUCCGACUUAGAAGACUGGUUGGCGGAUCAAGGUUCUGAAGAAGCUCCAACUUCUGAAAGCGACGAGGACGAAGAAAGUUCAGAUGGCGAAGAAGAUGCCACAUCUAAAAAACGCAAGUCUGCUGAAGAUAAAAAGCCUAGCAAGAAGCGUGGUCCUCACAUACAUAUUGAAUAUGAACGCGAACAUGAGACUGCUCCAGCUGUGCAGCAACAGCAUGCCUGGUAA
This is a messenger RNA of Schizosaccharomyces osmophilus, 900 nucleotides long. RefSeq names its product nuclear HMG-like acidic protein Mak16 (gene mak16). Lineage: Eukaryota; Fungi; Ascomycota; Schizosaccharomycetes; Schizosaccharomycetales; Schizosaccharomycetaceae. Gene Ontology annotation, biological process: maturation of 5.8S rRNA; maturation of LSU-rRNA. The transcript has 2 exons. Bases 1 to 900 code for a protein of 299 amino acids. Gene Ontology annotation, cellular component: preribosome, large subunit precursor; nucleolus. The record is from RefSeq and is a predicted model, not a curated record.